UGGAGCUCACAGGUGGGGAGGAGCAGGAAGGAAGCAUGUUGAGGUAACUGAUGAGCUCAGCCGGACUGCUCCGUGUUGGUUGGACUGUCAGUGGUUUGUGACCUGUGAGGUAUUGACUAGUAGGCUGAGGGACAUGGAACUGUAGAGUGAGGAAGAAAUACCAUGACGUCCUGACACUAUGUUGAUGAAGAUACUUGAUACUUGCUGAUUGUACACGUGCGUGAGGUGUCCACGCUGUAGCCAGUGAUGCCAUCUACAAGCAAGGCAGACUACUACCAAGUCCUUGGGAUUCCGCGCAGUGCUACUGAAAGCGAUAUAAAAAAAGCGUACAGGAAACUAGCGCUCAAAUGGCAUCCAGACAAGAACCCAGACAAGAAGGAUGAAGCCGAGAAAAAAUUCAAAGAAAUCUCUGAGGCAUAUGAAGUUUUGUCAGACAAACAGAAGAGGGAAGUGUAUAACUUAUACGGCAAGGAUGGCUUGUCGAAUCCCUCAUACACAAAUGAAGACUUCAAUGACUUCAGCCACGCUGGUUUCCACUUCACGUUCCGCAGCCCAGAGGAGGUCUUCAGAGACUUCUUCGGAACAGACGAUCCAUUCGGGAACUUCUUUGGUGGAAGCAAUGGAGACUUCAAUGGCUCGAUGUUCGAAAAUUCUUUUACAGGCUUCCCAGGGGGUUCUAGUGUAUUUUCUUCCUCAUUCUUCGACUCUGAUCCAUUCGCAUCUUCUGGUAUGUGGCGGCCACACCGUCGUCGCCGCGGUGACCAGCCCGGGGGACGGCGCCAGGAGCGUAUGCAGCAGCGCAUGCAACCCACCAGCUACAGCCACCCCGUGAGGGGCUUCGUGCCCCGCAUACACACUGGGUUUGGCUUCUCCUCCAUCUUUGAUGACCCUUUCUUCGGACUUUCGGCCUCGCCAGGGUUCUCUCAGUUCUCUAGUACGAGUUUUAGCGGCCCCACCACGGGAGCCGGACACUUUCGCUCUACUUCCACCUCUACCAAAUACAUCAACGGCAAGAAAAUUGUCACGAAGAAAGUUGUUGAGAAUGGACAGGAGACGGUGUUGGUAGAGGAGGAUGGGGUCCUCAAGUCCCGCAUGGUGAACGGCGUGCAGCAGCUGGAGUACGGCGGUGGCAGCAGCGGCCGUGCUCACAACAGCAUCAAGGCAUGAACCACCCUCACUCACUCACACAGAGACAAAUAGGAACACAAUGGAGGAUCUACCAGUAUUCACGGUGCAAGGGAUCUGUGUCACAUGUGAACAGUCAUCUGCACACGAAUGUAUAAGAUUUGGGGAAAUUUAUUUGUGUUUUUAUGUGAACUUUUGCACCUUUAAGGGUAGUAUGAGCUGUCUAUAAAUUGGUUUCUUACAAUAUAAAGAACCAUAGUUUGGUUUGAUUCUCAUCAGAUCAUGCGCAGACAGUUUUGCCAUUUCUAAGUAUGUAUUUGUCAGUGGAAGGGUUAAUAUCUACUGAGGGGAGUAACUGUGACAAAUCUUGCCAUGUCCUGUCUGUGUGAUGGUCUGUUAACCCUCUCUCUGUUAACAGCACAAGGGAAUGUCCUCCCUACACAUUUCAAUGGGCUCUUCUUUGCAAAAGUGUUUCUUCAAUUGUAUGUGAUAGUUGUCAUGAAAACAGAAUUUUCAUAUUUUUCUUGUUCAAUUUUUUACCUUAUUUAAAUUACUUAUAAAUAUAUUUGCGCCACAGUUUUAAGCAUUAUUGUCUAAUCAAAGUAAAAAGAUAUCUUGUGGCUAUUUUCUUUGGAAAUUGUUGUAAUGGGACACUUUAGUUUAUUUUACCAAAGAUGAUUUUCAUUUGCUGUCAUUUCUUGAAUAAUUCUUGUUAUAAUAAAUGAAAGCAUAGCGUUUGCUCUCCACCCUCCACGUAUGAGACUGAAUGAGUGACGUGUGACGAGUGACGUGUAUUCCUCACCAGGGGCGGGACAGUCUGAUAGCGGAACGAUGCUCACAAGAGUUUAUGCAGGGGGUGGGAAUGAUACAUGUUGCUUCAUUGAUGUCUUCAGUUCCUGAAAAGCUAAACACAUCCCAGGUGGAUGUUUCGAAACGAAGUGAUUACAGCUCCCUUCAUUUUAAUAAAUGUCAAAUAAUAGAUAUUUUUAAUACAUAGUUUGUCUUUGGGAUGAAAAUUAAAGAUUGAUAUCACGAACCUAAAUAUGAAGAUAUGACCUUGAUCUUCCAGGUCAAGGUUAACUCAGGGUUAAGGUCGGCUGCAGAGAUUCCCUGUUAUAUAGACAUUGUUAUUAGACAGAUACCUUGUAUAUUGAUGUUAAGAUUGAUGGUGGUUGUGAUAUAACAAAACAGGGGAAUCUUGACAACCUGAAGACUGCUGAGAAGUUCCUUAACAUUGGGAAAAGACAUUUUGUUUGUGAUCUGGAGAUUCCAUUCUAAAUAUUGUUUUGAAAAGAUAGCAAAUUAGAAUUCAAAUUGAUAUAUCGUGACUUGCAGUUCUCAGCAGUCUGCAGGUUAUGGGAAGUAUAGCCUUGUUAUAACAGUUUAUGUCAUAACAGCAGGAUGGUUGCUUCUAACAGUGUCAUUAAAUAUAUAUAUGUUCUAUUUUAUUCCUUACUAAACUUGUCAUAGCUUUGACAUUUAGGUGGACCAGUCGCUGUCAUAUUGAGAGCAAAAUUCUUACGACAAACGACCUCAGAAAACAAGUUCCAAUUCUUGUUCGGCUUGUAUCCAAAGGGAGGUAACUCCUUCAAGCAAGUUUAUUUUCUGGUGUUGUUUGUCCGAGUCUGUGAUUACUACACGGAGUGGUUAGUCCUGCAGUGUUGAUAUAAUCUGCUCACCAUUGUACAUAGUUGUCAGCAGGGAUGUUUCGAUACAGCAUUGUCCCCAAUACGAGUUGCCGUAACGUGGCACAAGGGUUUUGUCAUGGUGCAGUUGAUACAUAACAUGUUCUAAAAUUUACUGAAAAGAUUCCUGAUGUGUAUUACAUAACAGUUUGGGUAUUUUGUAUCGUAUCAGGCCCCCAAUGUUGCAGUAUAUAUUGUCAUGCUAUAUCUCUGUAUCGAUACACCCCAGCUAUCCUAUCAAUGCUGCCUUCAUAGACUGGUCUUGCUGACAAGAUUUACCUCCUUUGAAAUGGAGGUAAACAAAUCUGAUGUAAGAUGGACAAGUUGAACAUGCUAUAUAUGAUUUAUGGCCUCUCUGUACAGUAUUCUCAUCAUUGUUUAUAUCUACAUGGCAGACAGCUCUUUAGUGACCCCCUUCACUCUGCGAUCUUUUAGUAGUAGAAAAAAGGUUUUAUUCUCAUUACUGGGAAGAUUUUACGAACUGACUUCUUGUCUGUCAUUUGGGAAAUUUGGUCAAGCGAGUGACCAGUUCGUUUGUGUUCCUGUAGUGCUGUAGAUGGUGAAUGGUAUUUUCAUGUAGUGUCAGAUACUUGGCCCAUCCUGUGUCCUGUAAUCCUGUUUCCCUAACAUCUUACAGCCAAGAUUUGGUCCACUUCUCUGCUAGUGCUUCAGCAGUGUACAAUCAUUAUGCUUGAUAAGUGUAGUUCGUAAUGUGCCUGUGUUUUUUAUAUUGUGGUAGUGGAUAUCAUGCUUCAGACUCAUAAUUCGCGUAGCCACCUUGUCCAGAUCACACGUGAAGCAGUCAUACUGCAGUCAGAACCAGUGUCACCUUUCACAACCAACAGCCUUUGUUCAAAAAGCUUGAAUUUACCCCACUGCCUGGAUUGCAGGUUUAAUGUAGUGAUCACUGUGUCCUGUAUGAACGAGGGAGAUAGUUGUAAAUGCCGCUUCAAGAAGUGUUCUUUAUGCUUUAGUGUUCCAGUAUUAGCCCACCAGCACCUGAUGCUUGCUUCACUAGCUUCCUGUGGCUGUCCCAUUACACUGACAUUGUCAUGUAGAAUCCUCUGCUUGGAACAUAAUCACUUUUAUCAAUGAGAUGUUUUGUGACAAAUAUUGUAUGCUGUGAACAAGCUCCGCUGACCAUCACUUGUAGAGACUGACACCAGUCGUAACAUGUAAUGGGUUAAUACUCUGACUGGGAAAGGACAUACUUGUUUUAGUCAAGGGCAGAUGCACAGGAGGUGCUUGACCCAGAGAUGAGGUUCAGACCUCCAUGACUACAUAGUUUGUGCACUGAAUUGCCUCAUCCCGAGAUGAGGGAGCAAUUAUGUUUUAGAAUUUUAGGUCCGAAUUAUGCCUCAUUUUUUUGUGCCGACUUGACAUAUUUAUCAAAUAUAUGAAUUAAAAUAUGUAAAAGAAAAAUCCCCUUCUGAGCUAUCCUGCUUUGUUUUCUGGUACAGAUAUUAUAAACAAAACCAUUUGAAGUCAUCAGAAGUAUUGACAGUGAAGGUAGUUUGAAUGGUGGGGUCUAUAGGAUUCUCAUCCUUGAACAAGACAUCAUGCACAGCUGGGUUGGUCUUGGGUCAGGGAGGUGUGAUCCUUUGACAGCAGGUACAUGCACAGCUUGGUGGAGGUCAGUCAUGUCCCGAUGCCUGCAUCUGUGAUGAGCCACAAGUGGAGCUAUCCAGGCUUGAACACAACUGUAUGCUUUCUGUGUGUAACUGACAGUGAUUAUGACAAGUGUAGCUUCGUCUGUACAAUUUAUGAGGUAUGUCAAAGUAAACUAUACAUUUCAGAGAAAUAAAGAUUUCUUUGACA
This is a messenger RNA of Haliotis rufescens (red abalone), 4628 nucleotides long. Its product is annotated as dnaJ homolog subfamily B member 6-like. The record is from RefSeq and is a predicted model, not a curated record. Lineage: Eukaryota; Metazoa; Mollusca; Gastropoda; Lepetellida; Haliotidae. Gene Ontology annotation, molecular function: Hsp70 protein binding. The transcript has 8 exons. The coding region runs from base 247 to 1167 and encodes 306 amino acids.